GGAGUCACUCCGGUGAACGCAUCCCAUCUCCCUGUCCGAAGCUGCCCUGGCCACUCCCUACCCUAUCCCUCCCGCCCAUUUAACUGGCGGAAGCUUCUUAAACCCUUGACUCACCCUCUCCUUCAUCAGCUGCUCGCUUCCCGGGGCUACGGAGACAGAACAGCUUGGCUGUCUACUUCUCUAGCUGUGGCGAUUCUCCGCCCCCCCACCCCACCCCCCACUCCAAGAAAUCAGAAGGGUGGCUAUGGAAUAAAUUGUAAUUCUGAAUCAAAUUGCUGACUUCCAGAAGGGAAUCGGGACUAGCAGCACUGUGACUUUGGACCACCUCUUAGAAGACUGUUCAUUUUACCAGAAAAAGCUAAAGAUGGCAAAGUGGACCUGCUUGGUGUAUUUGGUCAUUGCAGUGCUGUCCUGGAGAGUUUGGGGUGACCUAAAUGGAACUAACAAUCUGGACUGCAAUUCUGUGAACUCUUUUGAUGAAUCUUUUGUCCUCCCACACUCCUGGAUGCCUUAUAACAUCUCUGUUUCACAAAGGACUUUUACUCCACAUGAUGAAAUCACAGUGACGCUACAAGCUACCAAUAGCACUGGAUUCAACAGAUUCCUGCUCCAGGCCCAAGGCCCUGAUGGAACUGCUCCUUUGGGUACUUUUCAAAUCACAGAUAGAAACACACAAGGCCUCACGUGUAAAAAUAUUGAGAACUCUUCAGUAAGUCACAGCGACAGCAGCAAUAAGCAGUUAGUCCAGACAAUUUGGAUAGCACCUCCUGAAAGUGGAAAUAUUCAGUUCAGAGCAACUGUGUUUCAAGAUUUGGAUGAACCUGGAGUUAGUAUUAAAAGCCAGACUCUCCAAACCUUGACAGGAUCAACUAAGGCUUUACAAUCAAUGAAUUCCAGUGACUGUGGUAAAAGCAAGUUUUGUUUCAGAAGUCCGGAAAAUUGUGACCCUACAGACACAGAUUGUCUGUUCAUGUCUUCUGAAUUGAUAGAUCGUCAGAGUUUCAGAUUUGAAAUGAGCAGCCUUUCUGAUGGUUAUGUUUCCAUUGGGUUUUCCAGUGAUACUUUAAUGGGGGAUGAUGAUGUUUAUAUCUGCAUGCUGAAUGAGACUGGACAAGUAAUAGUACAAUAUGCCUACGCGACUGGCCGAACACGUCCAGAUAUUAAACCUCUGGGUGAAGUGAGGAAUAUAGAGACAUCUUUCAACAAUGGUGUCAUCAAAUGCAGUUUCAUCACCAGCAAUCCCAUAUCAAUUGAACAAAGUGAUUCUGAUGACCUCUAUUAUGUUUUUCUGACUUUGGGGCCAGUUCAGAAUGGAAUUAUACGGAAACAUCCUGACAUUCCUUUAACAACGUCUCGGAAAGUAAACAUUUCUGAACCAACAGAAACAGCAGUUUCCUCCUCAUCUACACCAGUUCUUAUCAAAGUUCAUGGCUGUAUGAUGCUUAUCGCCUGGAUGACUGUCGGAAGUAUAGGCAUGGUCUUUGCCCAUUACUGGAAAGGUGUGAUGGUAAAACAAGUUCUUGGCAAAGAGCUCUGGUUUCAGGUCCACAGAUCUCUGAUGACAUUGACAGUGGUGUCUGUAAUAAUAGCUUUUAUACUGCCCUUUGUACAUGUCCAAGGAUGGAGUGGCAAUUGGUCGCAUCCUAUUUUGGGUUGUAUUGUAAUGGUACUGGCUUUCCUUCAACCAGUGAUUGCUCUCUUUCGACCUCCACCUCAACAUAAAAGGAGAAUUAUCUUUAAUUGGUUCCAUGCUCUAAAUGGUUUUGUAUUAAGGAUUUUAUCAGUUGCCACUAUAUUUCUAGGAUUGAAGAAUAUUGAUGCAUCUCCUAAUGGAUGGAUGGAAGAAGUGAUGGGGGGAUUAGUUGGCUGGGAAAUAUUAAGAGAUGUGCUGCUCUAUGUAAAUAUUUAUUUUUGGAGGAAAGAUGGUGAUGAAACCCCAAAAGGAAAGAUAAAAAAUGAAAACAUACUGGUAAUACUUUACCUGUGUGGAAACCUCAUAUUUGUAAUAACCCUGCUUGUUGGAAUUGGACAAUCCUAGAGAAAGUACCUUCACCAAUUUUUUAUUAAAUGAAGAUUCUGAAAAUCAUUGUCAUGUUGACUACUUUUUCUACCUAAUAAAAACUAGGAAAAUAA
Molecule: messenger RNA, 2133 nt
Organism: Phascolarctos cinereus (koala)
Lineage: Eukaryota; Metazoa; Chordata; Mammalia; Diprotodontia; Phascolarctidae
Product: putative ferric-chelate reductase 1
Cellular component (GO): membrane
Source: RefSeq, a predicted model, not a curated record